GACUCCCCAUUUCGGUCGAGUUGAGCGGAAUUUUCAACUCUCCAUCUGAAGCUUCAUCCGAUUAAAUUCAAGCGACAGCAGCGACGAAUGCCAUGACGCCAAGUGAAGUACAUCACUGAGUCUCUCAAUACCCAGGAUGCCGACCAGAGAAGAGAUUGUCAACUUUGGAGCAGGUCCUGCGACCUUACCGACAGCAGUCAUGCAACAAGCUGCAAAGGACCUCGUCAACUACGAAGACUCUGGUAUGGGUAUUGGCGAGCUCAGUCAUCGUUCAUCUACCUGCGCAAACUUGCUGAAGCGUAUUCAAAAAGAUCUUACAACGCUCUUAUCGAUUCCAGACACGCACAGUGUGUUGUUCAUGCAGGGUGGCGGCACUACGCAAUUUUCAGCGACAGUGUACAACAUGCUUGCGUAUUGGAUUGCCAAGGAUGGGAGCGCUGGUGGCCAGCGUAUCUGCGAUUACCUCGUGACGGGCUCUUGGUCUGCCAAAGCUGCUAGCGAAGCGAAAUGUCUAGGCGCCAACAUCAACGUUGUCACAGACUCGCGGGCUUUAAGCAACAGUGGGAAAGCGUUUGGCGACCUAGCAGCCGCAGACACAUUUCAGUAUACGCCGAAAGACAAAGCUGCAUUUGUGUGGUAUUGCGACAACGAGACGAUCGAUGGUGUUGAGUUUCCUGGGUUGCCUGAAGGUGUUGAUCCAGAUGUGCCACUGGUAUGUGACAUGUCGUCCAAUUUUGCCUCACGGCCAAUUGAUGUGUCCAAAUACGCCGUCAUCUAUGCUGGUGCUCAAAAGAAUGUCGGUCUUGCAGGACUCACUGUACUGAUUGUCAAGAACGAGUUUAUGCAGCAACGUGCGGAAGCAGACGCUCAACGUCAAGCUGGUGCGCAAGUGACACCGAUCAUGUUGGAUUAUCAGACGAUAUGGAAGAAUGACUCGUUGUACAACACGCUGCCCAUUUUCACGCUCCAUGUCACGGGCCUGGUCUUCGCGCAUCUGCUUGCAGAGGGUGGGAUUGAUCAUCUCGAGCGUGUCAACAAGGAGAAGGCUGCACUGCUCUAUGGUGUGCUAGAUGCGGAGGAAUCGAUUGUUGUGGUUCCAGCAAAACAUGUACGAAGCAGGAUGAAUGUGUGCUUCAAGUUCACAGGUGCUGAAGCAGCUGAGCGAGAGUCUGCCUUCCUCAAAGCAGCAGAGGCGCGAGGAAUGGUGCAACUCAAGGGACAUCGCAGUGUGGGUGGACUUCGUGCUUCGUUGUACAACGCCAUCAGUCUGGUGGAUACACAAAAGCUGGCGAAAUGCAUCGAGGAUGUAUGUCGCGCAUAGCCAGUAGCUCAAGAAUAUAAACUAAGAAUAUGAAGAAAGAGGGCCUGCG
Molecule: messenger RNA, 1370 nt
Organism: Protomyces lactucae-debilis
Lineage: Eukaryota; Fungi; Ascomycota; Taphrinomycetes; Taphrinales; Protomycetaceae
Product: pyridoxal phosphate-dependent transferase
Exons: 1
Coding region: 137-1321 (394 amino acids)
Biological process (GO): L-serine biosynthetic process
Cellular component (GO): cytoplasm
Molecular function (GO): O-phospho-L-serine:2-oxoglutarate transaminase activity; pyridoxal phosphate binding
Source: RefSeq, a predicted model, not a curated record